AUGGGUUGGCUUUGGGGAAGUAACAAAAAUGACCCCGUUCAGAAGCUCGACCCGGGCCUUCGAGAUUAUCUUAAAUCAGAGACACCGGACAAAUAUGUUCCUGCGCCAGACUUGAAGCAGCCAACCUCUACAAGAACGCCGCCGCCGUCUUCCCAACCUGAGCCAUCAGACCCCUCCCAGCCUCAAGUUCCUGCGCAAUCUCUCUAUCAAGAUGGUCGCUACGCAGAUUUGUGGAAGACUUACAAGCCCCCAGCCAGUGUCGACCAGAGCUCUGGAGUCCGCGGGGCGGAACGAGUGAUUGAGAAAUACAAGGAGCGCGGCAACACAGUGCAACGAGCAGCCAUGGAGAAUUGUGCCCUUGAGCAUGAGGCUCUUACAUUAUGUUUCCAAACUGGAAACUGGCGCAAGCAGCUCGAAUCGAGAUUGACAAUGUGCGCGGCGGAGAAUGGUACAUUUUCACGAUGCUUUACAACCCAAAGUAAAUUCCUUCAAGCCUUAGGUUACGCCUCCUCGUUUAACUAUGAUCCUGAGAAGGAGGAACGGAUCCAAAUGCAUGCGGACAAGCUCUACCACCAGAUGCUGGACUAUGAGGAACGAGUGAAAGAAGCCAAAGCAGCUGGAACUGAGCCCCCACCCAUCGUGUCGCUCUUCCAACCCGAGAAACUACAUAAGGUUCCAAAGCCUACGGAGGACAAGUCUGAUCUCGCCUUUGAUAUUCCAGGGGGCGAAUCAAUCCCAGAGGGCUUCAGGCCAUCCAAGCCCCUACACACACUCACUCCGCAUGAGCGAGAAUUGGAAAUCCGAACCUUCAACUCCCAAAUGGAGCAACAGAAGCUCUACGCGGAAGAGGCCACUCCAUUCAUGAAAUCUCAAACGGAUGCCAGGACAAAACGACAAGAGGUUGCCGUCAGCUGGUUUGGCGAGACACUUGGAAAAUGGCUUUCAUAA
Penicillium angulare is the source of this 948-nucleotide messenger RNA. RefSeq lists its product as uncharacterized. The transcript is spliced from 2 exons. The record is from RefSeq and is a predicted model, not a curated record. Lineage: Eukaryota; Fungi; Ascomycota; Eurotiomycetes; Eurotiales; Aspergillaceae. The coding region runs from base 1 to 948 and encodes 315 amino acids.